UGGCCCUGCUCCUGCGUCUGGAAGGCUUAGCGGUUGGAGACAUUACCAAGCUCACCGCUUAAAGCCCGCUGAGCAGGAAGCUCUGACGCCUUGGCGCCAUGGACAACUUUGACCUGAUUAAGAUCAUUGGGGAAGGCACCUUUGGAAAGGUGUACUUGGCUAAAGAUAAAUCAGAAAGCAUUCACUGUGUUAUAAAAGAGAUCAGUUUGACCAAGGAAAAAGAGGCUUCAAAGAAUGAAGUGAUUCUUCUGGCUAGGAUGAAGCAUCCCUAUAUCGUAACCUUCUUCAGCUCGUUUCAAGAGAACAGCAGGCUGUUUAUCGUCAUGGAAUACUGUGACGGAGGGGAUCUCAUGCAAAGGAUCCAGAGGCAGCAGGGAGUGUUGUUCAGUGAGGACCAGAUCCUGAGUUGGUUUGUACAGAUUUCUCUAGGACUGAAGCAUAUUCACGACAGGAAGAUUUUACACAGGGACAUAAAAUCUCAGAAUAUUUUUCUUAGCAAGAAUGGAAUGGUUGCAAAGCUUGGGGACUUUGGAACAGCAAGAUCACUGAAUAACUCCAUGGAACUCGCUCAAACAUGUGCUGGGACACCUUACUACCUGUCCCCAGAGAUCUGUCAGAACAGACCCUACAACAAUAAAACGGACAUCUGGUCUCUUGGCUGUGUCUUAUAUGAGCUCUGCACACUCAAGCAUCCUUUUGAGAGCGACAACUUCCACCAUCUCGUUCUGAAGAUCUGUCAGGGACACGUCGCUCCUGUACCACCCCACUUCUCUCGGGACCUACAGUCCUUGAUCCCUCAGCUCUUCAGAGUGUCUCCUCGGGACCGGCCAUCCAUUACUUCCCUUUUGAGAAGGCCCUUUCUAGAAACUCUAAUUGCCCGAUCCUUGGAUCCAGAGGUCUGUUCAAGAAGAAGAAUCCAGUCCCAUGCUCACAUGGAGAACGUGGCCGUUGGCCCCACAGCUUGUUGGGGAGUUAGUCCAUGGUCUGCUGCCUACCUUCAGAGGAAAUUUGAAGCUCAGCAAUAUAAGUUAAAAGUGGAAAGACAAUUGGGUCUUCGUCCAUCUUCUGUGGAGCCACAUCUAAAUGAGAGAGAAAAGCUACAAGGUCAUCAAGAGGAGACUAAAUUCCAGGAGCUUCCGUACAGGAAGAACAAAAUGAAGGACAAGGAAUAUUGGAAACAGCUGGAAGAGAUCCGCCAACAGUACCACAAUGACAUGAAGGAAAUUAAAAAGAAAAUGGGGAGAGAGCUGAAGAGAGCGGUAAAGUUUGAAAUCAGCCUAGAUAAGUGUAUUUCUGAGGAAGACACCGUCCAGGAGAAUGAGGCAGUGGAUAAACUGAAUGCUACUUUAAGCUUUGAAGAUGGCAUGAAGUUUCAGGAGUACAGCUGUAAGGAGGAACAUAAAGAUUAUACAGACAGAGCCUUUGAAGAACUCUGUGGCCCAGAAGCAGAGGGUUUCUUUCAGGAUGUCAUUGCCGCAGAGAACAGGAGGCAGUGGGAUGCCGGGGCACCUCAGACUCUGCUGCAAAUCAUGGCAACGGCAGAUGUCACCUCCACCUGCUCCACCAUGCCGGAUGAUGGCCAAGUGAUUGUGAUGGAGGGCAGUCUAGAAAAUGGGAAGCAGUGGUGGCUGGAUGUGCCAGGGACCCCGCGUGCUUUGGCAGCAGAGUGUGCCUGCAGUGGCUCGCUGUCUGCCAGUAAAGGAGAAACUGUAAUAAUCAAACCACAGAUUCCCAGAGAAGACAAGGAAGAGGUAGAAGUAGCCAUGGGCGUCAUGGCGGAUGGUGAACAGCUGGAACCAGGGUUGGAUGAAGAUGACAUGCAGGAAGGCAGGGGGUUCAGGAAUUCAAUGUUAAAUCCAGCUACAAGCAAGAUCAAGGCCAGUCCGGGCUGCAUGGCACCCUGCCUCAACUCUGUCACCCCACUACCCCUGCAAAGGAAAAUUUGAAGAAUCUGAAGAUGAGCUGAGGAGUGAAAUCAUAGAAUCCCUAGAAAAACUUGCAGCUUCCACAGAAGAAAGGGGACAGGCUCCCAGCUCCUCUAAGAAUGUGGAGUCAGGAGAGAAAGAAAAGACAAACUUGCCAGUCAAGAAACUCCAGUGAAGGUCUGGAAGCUGUUUUUGGCCUGUUUGAUCUGUAUGGCUAAGACCAAGGUUCACCAAAUGCUAGUCAUGAUGUGUAAGUGUGAACAGUCCGUUCCCCAUCCAUGGGGAUCCAUGUCCUUAAAGAAAAAUUCACUAUCUUACUGACUUUACACACUUUGUCCUGCUCAUGCUCUUGGGGGACAACUCUGAUGAAUGUUGUUUUUUAGCUUUAAUUCCAUCUAUUAAACCGAAACCAUUUGUUCUUAUUUCCAUGUGUUUGUCUUUAGAAUAAAACUCGUAAGAAAACAAACAGCUUUGGUUUUGUAUGGC
Molecule: messenger RNA, 2411 nt
Organism: Mus pahari (shrew mouse)
Lineage: Eukaryota; Metazoa; Chordata; Mammalia; Rodentia; Muridae
Gene: Nek5
Product: NIMA related kinase 5
Exons: 20
Coding region: 99-1946 (615 amino acids)
Biological process (GO): protein phosphorylation
Molecular function (GO): protein kinase activity; ATP binding
Source: RefSeq, a predicted model, not a curated record